Messenger RNA from Paramisgurnus dabryanus, 3261 nucleotides. It is a transcript of the gene tm4sf21b, whose product is annotated as transmembrane 4 L six family member 21b. Gene Ontology annotation, cellular component: membrane. The record is from RefSeq and is a predicted model, not a curated record. Lineage: Eukaryota; Metazoa; Chordata; Actinopteri; Cypriniformes; Cobitidae.
CUAUUUUCAUUUAGUUGAAUCGAGAAUUGAGUGUAAAAAUCGGCCCGAGAAUCAGAAUUGAACCGAGAAUAGAAAUGGAAUCAAUCCGAUAGCUUAUGAAUCGAAAUCGAAUCGAUCUGGAACAUCUGAAUCGAUAUCCAGCCCUAAUUGAAUUUGAGUUGAGGUAGAAUUGACCAUAAUAAAACAAAUCUUACUGGUAAAAUACUCAUUAGAUGAACUUAAAAACAAGGAGUUGUUAAGACAAAGCUUUGAAUAUUGUAUGAAGAGCCUUGUUUAAAGCUUUGCAAAGUCAUAGUUUGAGGGUUUUAUAGGUCUUACAGACUAAUAAAAUAGAUGUUUCAAAUGACACACAAAACUUUGUGCUUGUGUAUCUAAAUAAUGAAAAGAUUUCUUAAACCAGGCUGCAAUUCUCUGUUGAAUUUAGUUUAAGUUUAAUUUAGUUAAGUUCAAUUCCAGCAACCUUUGUGAUGUGAUCAGUUCAACUCAAUUUUACACUCAUUAACUCAGAGGUUAUAAAGGGUGUGUGGUGAAAUCCCAGCUUAUUUCUACUAUUAUAAGGCAGCUUAUUUCAGCGAUGUAUACAUUUUGUGGUGAGCAAACUGAUAAAUAGAAAAAAAAAUUAUCUUGUUUUACACUCUAAGAACACGUGUGUUAAAAACAACACAAUCAGUCAACACUAAAUUAGACACAUCUCUGUGUUAUUAUUGGAACAAAGUACAAGGUUUAUAUAAGAAUGAGGAAACAAUCAUGUUUGAGGCUCGCGGUAUGUCAUUACUAUGUACAGAAAUCUUAUUAUCCAUCUAUGCCCAUACAGUUUUUAUUCUAUGGCACCUUUAAUAAACAGCACAAACAAGCAUUUACUGAUUGUACCUUGAUUUGGUACAUGACCCAAUAGGUUUUACUUUAUCUGCCGUCAUUACAAGUAUGAUGUAAAGGAACAAAGAUUGUCAGAGUUUCCUGGGUGGUUUACAGACGUUGAUUAGAGCGUUUAUGGGAAUUGAAAAUCAGUGAAUGAGGUUCAGAGUUCAGCUUUGUUCUGUAGGGACACUGUUCGGUCUAUUUCUACACAUUCAUGCACUAUAAAUAAAAUCAUUUUCAUCUCGAGUACCAAACUUUGAUCAUUUGACAGUUGCCCUGAUAAUGUCUCAGUUUAAUUUAUGAGCAAUAAGAUAUGACUUCUUAAUGAGUGGAAAUUAUUAAAGUAUCUCAAGCAAAUAAAAAACAAUCCUUUUAAAAUAACCAUGGUUUUGCUACACUAACCAUAGUUUAAUCAUGGUUUUGCAAAUAGUAAAAAACCCAUCAAGAAACAUUGUUGUGACACUUCUACUAUAAUAAAACCAUGGUAAACUUGCUCUGUUCAGGAUCCUCUUUACCUAGUUUACAAAUUUAACAACCCAAACUUUAUGACAGACAUUAGCUAUUUAAAGUAAAAUUCAAUAAAGAUAAAGUAUGACGACAGAUGGGCGUGUGUAUGUCUGAUCAUCUAUCAGUAUUUAUAAGCCUUAUUGUCUCAGUUAAGUACAACUGAGUGGAGGCAACUAAGAACUAAAAUUAAAAUCUGAAUAUUUCAUAACUGAAAGGUUAUAUCAUGUGUACAGGAAAGUGUUCCACGUGUAUUGGCAUCAGUCUCUAUCCUCUUGCACUGGUGUCUAUUAUCUGUAACAUUAUUCUGUUCUUCCCUGGUUGGGAAACCAUUUAUGCUAAAGAGGAUGCAGAUGGAAAGUACCGUCUUACAGAUGAAGUCAAAUACAUGGGAGGUCUAAUUGGAGGUGGCAUCUUGGUGUUGAUCCCUGCUAUUCACAUCCAUAGCACUGGGAGAAAAGGCUGUUGUGGGAACCGGUGUGGGAUGUUCCUGUCCAUUAUAUUUUCUGUAAUUGGAGUGGUGGGAGCCCUGUACAGUAUUGUUGUAGCUGCUGUUGGGCUGCUUAAUGGACCGGUUUGCAUGAAUCCUUCAGGCAUCUGGGAGAGACCAUUCAAAAACCAAACUGAAAGUUACCUGUCAAACUCUGAAAUGUGGGAGUUAUGCACAGAGCCAAAAGAUGUAGUGGUGUUUAACAUUGGCCUGUUUGGUGCACUGCUGGGAGCUGGCUGUAUAGAACUGCUGCUAUGUUUAUUCCAGGCGGUCAAUGGCCUCUUCGGAUGCAUCUGUGGUACAUGCAAUAAUAAAGAGGUGUCAUAAAGACCAUCUGACUUCAGACCAGUUAGGAGUAAAUAAAAGAUAUAGAUAACUACACUUCAGCACUUUUUGUUUCCUAAUUACUCAUCAGUGACCAUCAACGGAUGUUGAAUUAUUUGCAAGUGUCAUACAAAACAACACUGGCAUGAUAUGCUCUCUAAUGCAUUCUAUGUGAAUAAAAUGAUUUUAUUUUAUUAUUUUGAAAUAUUAAAAAGCGGAUAUAAUUAUAUAUUGAUAAAUUGGUGAAUUAUAUGUUAAUACUGAUGUAUUUAUGGAUGUAUUUAUGCAUUUACAGUACUGUGCAAAAGUCUUACAGUUAGAUUUGUUGUUUUUGCAAUGUUAUAGUGAUCAAAUAUUAUUGUUUCUCAGUCUUUUAAUAGAAUACAUCCAGAGAAUACAGGAAAUGUGUUUAAAGUAUUACAAACUGUAUAAAAAUGUAAACUGAUGUGUCAAGUUUUUAGGGUAAACUCCCCUUCCACUUGAGCAAUAGCAGGAAACUGCAGGAUCUCUUAUUAGAUAAGAAAAAUCCUAAUUUCUAAUUUUAAAGAAAUUACUUUUUUACUUCAUUCUGCUCAAAAACGCCAAGUGAGGUCACACUAAACACUGACGAUGCCUAAAGAAGACAUUUCUGAUUAUUUAAAUUGUUUUUUUUUUUACAUAUUUCUUGUCUUUUCUGUUCGUAUCUUAGCAAAAUAGAUUGAAAAAUAACUAUGAAUGGACAUUAAAACUUCUAAAGCAACAAGUCUUGUAGUGGUGGCCAAAUACUUUUGCACCAUACUGUAUGUAUGUGGAUUAACAUUUGCUUACCACAGGUUUGUUGAAUGCUGUAUUCUGAUUGGCUGAGAAAUGUUCCGUGGGUAUGCAUUAUUUUCUGAUAACCGCACACCUAACUUGUCAAAUGUCUUAAAAAUAGGCACCAGAGCAAUGUUUGUGGUAAUCGUGGUAUAAGAGGAAUAAUUGACUCCACUCCUUUGAAUUAUUUGUUUAUUUUUCUUCCAGUUAGCGCUGUGACGUUGGCGAAAAAGGGGUAUAUAGAUACACCAUUAAUCGAUUUUCUGUAAUAAAAACAUUUUGUAAAUAUAGUA